This is a messenger RNA of Lacerta agilis (Sand lizard), 1636 nucleotides long. It is a transcript of the gene BCL2L10, whose product is annotated as BCL2 like 10. Gene Ontology annotation, molecular function: protein heterodimerization activity; protein homodimerization activity. Gene Ontology annotation, biological process: regulation of apoptotic process; extrinsic apoptotic signaling pathway in absence of ligand; intrinsic apoptotic signaling pathway in response to DNA damage. The record is from RefSeq and is a predicted model, not a curated record. Gene Ontology annotation, cellular component: mitochondrial outer membrane. The transcript has 2 exons. Bases 27 to 566 code for a protein of 179 amino acids. Lineage: Eukaryota; Metazoa; Chordata; Lepidosauria; Squamata; Lacertidae.
AGCAGCCGCCAGCCGAGGGGGCCGCCAUGCCGGGCGCGCUGCGCGAGGAGACGGUGCAGCUGAUGGCCGACUACUUGCAGCACCGGCUCGGCGGCGCCGCGCUGCCGCCCAGCCGCACCGCCGAGACGCUGCGCCGGGUGGCCGACGAGCUGGAGAGCCGCGAGCGGCCGUUCUUCCGCAGCGCCUGCACGGCGGCCGCCUUGCCGCAGGAGCCGGGAGAGGCGGCCGCGCUGCUGGGCCGGGUGGCGGCGCAGAUGGAAGCCGAGGGCGGCCUCAACUGGGGCCGGGUGGUGGCGCUGGUCGUGUUCACCGGCAACUUGGCGGCGGCGCUGGCUGAGCGCGGUGCUCGCGACGAGACGGCCGCUCUGGCGGAGGCGCUGGCUGCCUACUUGGCCGGGGAGAAGCGAGAGUGGCUGGAGGCGCACGGCGGCUGGGAUGGCUUCUAUCACUUCUUCAACAAACAUGGCUCGGAUGCAGCUGACCAGAACAGUACCAUAAGCAAUGCUAUAAUGGCGGCAGCUGGCUUUGGCCUGGCUGGGUUGGCCUUCCUCCUGGCGGUGCGAUAAAAAGACUACAUCAGUGGACUUGACUUACAGGAAGGAGGGCGAGGUGGAGAAACUCUCUUCUAACACUGCCAACAUGCUGGUGAAGAGUCCAUUCUAUAUUUCUAUAACGGUUGGAAGACAGAAGCAUAUAUAUAUAUAUAUUUUUAACUAUAAAGUCGGAGCAGAACAUUGACAAGCACAUAACAUUCUAGCAGUACAAAUGAGAAACGAAUGCCGCUUAGAUUUUUGAGUCCUGGGGUUGGGCAUCUUCUUGGAGAUUGGUGCGUGUGAGAGCUGCAGUUGCAGUUGCCCCAGUUCAUCCCGGCCAACUGCCAAGCGCUGGAUGUUAUGCUAAAUGUUAAUGGUGGGCUUGCAAUGGAACCCAAGUGAAGAUGUGUUUGGAUUUCUUCUUCGUGUGUUUGCGUGUAUGUUGUGGGGCGCGGGGUGGGGUGGGGUGGGGAGAUGUUGCCUUGUGAAAUGUGAGCCAGUAUUAACAAGAAUGAGGAGCUUAACUCCACCUGUGCUGCAAUGCAAACAUUCUGAGGCCACUCGUCAAUAUACAGCUGCCAGAUCCGUAUUGCACAGAGCAUUAUAGCUUACGUGUUUUUGUUAUAAUGACAUUAGUAUAAGUUACACUACAAGUAGGCGACAAGAAUGUUGAUACCAAAACAGUAAAAGUCUGCAGAACCAGUUCUUAACUAUUGGAACGCUUGUUUGUUUGUUUUUAAUUGGUCUAUUUGGAAGUCCAUGUGAAGGCUGGGAUUUCUGUGGAUUUCCUGUCAAAUCCAUAAACUCCAUAUAACUUAAUAUAUUUUUUGAAAUAUUUAUCAUUGUAUAAUACUGGUAGCUGGUUAACAUCUAUUUUUGUUAAAUGCCUUUUUUUUUUUAAGAAAACAAACAAAACGGAACAAGCUCUCCAAAUUGCUUUCUUGGCUGUCCCUGUCGUCUACCUUGUUUAACAGUUCUAGUUUCGAUAUCUGUUAUAUUGCAUAUUGUAAAGAAAUAGUCUUCGGAAGUGUUCGAUGUCCUUUUCCUUUAGCUUGUACAGUUUUAAUAUGUGAAUAAAUAUAACUGAAUAUUUUUAUUUUAAA